GGUAAGAAUUUUUUGCUAAUACCUACAGCUUUGUCUGUCUUCAUUGUGUACAAAACUUGGUCAAGCUCCGCGUUGAACAAGCUUUAGCCGGAGAGUCUGACUCCGUUGUGCUCUACCGCCUUUCUGCUCUCUUCAUGUUUUAUGCGGAAAAGAUCACACCACAAAUUGGAGCAGAUUCAGAAUUGGCGCGUACCGUUGAAGAGCUCAACCAGCUAACACUCAACAUCUUUUACAGUGGUUUGACUGGUGCCGUACAGAAGAUACUAUCCAAGAUGGGUGCGCCAGAUUACGAUUUGCUUCCCGUGCCAGCUGUUCAUCAAGUUCUUAUGCUUUUGAGAGACGUACUUGAUACCCAUGAUGGCGCAAUGGCUCCACGUCAGAAUGCAGCAGAAGAGUAAGUUCGUUCGUUUUAAUCGAGACACUAUAAGUGACGCGUUAAUCUUUCGAAAGUUUUUUUUUCAGAUU
Messenger RNA from Haemonchus placei, 465 nucleotides. Lineage: Eukaryota; Metazoa; Nematoda; Chromadorea; Rhabditida; Trichostrongylidae. The record is from the annotation of a GenBank genome assembly.